This is a messenger RNA of Cercospora beticola, 1191 nucleotides long. RefSeq lists its product as uncharacterized. Gene Ontology annotation, molecular function: nucleic acid binding. NCBI's taxonomy places the organism in Eukaryota, Fungi, Ascomycota, Dothideomycetes, Mycosphaerellales, Mycosphaerellaceae. The record is from RefSeq and is a predicted model, not a curated record.
AUCCUUCGUCUCUUGCCAUCACAUAUCAACUGACACGCUCGUUAUUCUAGUAGCAAGGAAGGGAAGAAGGAACAGCUGAGAACAUACAGUACCCGCCAGGAAGGAACAAUGGCGAUACACCCAGAACUGGACGCCGAUCGCGCUCAGGCAUUGCCACCUGCCACUUCCAUCGAACGCGUUGAAGCAUGGACAGUUUCCCAAACCGCCGACGCACUGGCAGCGACCUCGAUCUCGAGCCCUUCUCAUCGUCUUUCACGUGGUCCAAGCGUUGUCAUCGACAUUCCUCUCGACGAACAAGCGUUGCUCGAGGAGCAGCCCAGACCCAGAACCGAGCCUGUGCAUACCGUGUACAAGAGACGAGAACCGAUCAGAAGAGACAGCAUAAAGCGAAGGGAAGCGCUGCUCAAGGGCAAAGAAGGGAGCCGCAGGCGGCAGCGUUGGGAGAAUGAUCGCUUGCUGAGCAAUCCCCACGCUGAGCCACCACUUCCAAGCGACUGGCAGGUGCAGCCCACGCAUACAGUACAGAACGUGCCUUAUUUCCUUGCCCCGCUGUGGGACGCGCAGUAUGCCAAAAAGUCGGCAGAACGGCAACGGCGCGUGGCAGCAGCAAAAGCUCCAGCCAGUAAAGAGGAAGCUGUAGCAGCACAAGUCACCUCUGAGCUGCGGGCGAAGCUGAAGAAGUCGCGUGGUGCAAAGACCCUUCUGCAGGACUUAGAGGAAGAGAUUCGCGGGUUUGUGAGCCAGUGGGAUGAGAAACAGAAAGAAUUGGAACACGAAGGCUUGAUUGAGCCCGACAGCUCGGACGAUGAGAUCGUCUUCGUGGGCCGAAAUGGUGCGAUGAGUGACGAUAAGCGGAAGGAGAAGGACGCGAGACACCUGCAGAAGGACAAGCUCAUAUUUCAAGGGCUUGUUGAUGACCAUGGAGCCGCUUUUGGCCGCUACUUGGUCCACUCAAUCGCGUCAUAUUACGGUUUGAAAACAUGGUCUGUCACAACGGGCAGUCCUGCGCGUCGCGAAGCAUAUGUUGGACUCAAAGUCGAUCCAACUACUCGAAGGCCGAGCUUGACGCGUAGCGAGCUGCCACGACCAUUGUGGACAGUGGUGUGAUUGCAGCUGUUAGCAUCUUGAUUCCUGAUUGUUCGAAUACAUUUAGACACUCGCGAAGUUGAUAACAGGCAGCAGCGCGGGUUG